Molecule: messenger RNA, 1794 nt
Organism: Aspergillus saccharolyticus JOP 1030-1
Lineage: Eukaryota; Fungi; Ascomycota; Eurotiomycetes; Eurotiales; Aspergillaceae
Product: putative C2H2 finger domain protein
Exons: 3
Coding region: 221-1549 (442 amino acids)
Biological process (GO): ribosomal large subunit biogenesis
Cellular component (GO): preribosome, large subunit precursor
Molecular function (GO): nucleic acid binding; zinc ion binding
Source: RefSeq, a predicted model, not a curated record
GUUCUAUCUCAUUCGAGAAUUCAGCAGUCCAGUUUAAUCAGCUGCUGUCCUGCCAAUCUGUUGCAGUUUUUUCGAGCUGUGAAAAAAAAAAUACAUAUACCCCGCUCUGAUAACACCCACAACCGCCGAACGACUUUUUUCACCCGUUUCUUCACUUGAAUCUUUUUUUUUCUCUUCGUGAUACCCAUCCUGCUGAGCGCUGCUACUGCAUUUAAGGAAAAUGGCUUCUCUUCCGUACACUUGCAACACAUGUCUUGUUGCUUUUCGCAGCAGCGAUGCGCAGCGAGACCACAUGCGCCGAGACUGGCACUUGUACAACAUGAAGCGUCGCAUCGCGUCCCUGCCUCCCGUGUCUCAGGAAACCUUCAACGAAAAAGUCCUCGCCGCCAAAGCAACGACCACGGCCGCUGCCGCCAAGGCCGCUUUUGAAACGACUUGCGUCGCCUGUCAGAAGACCUUCUACAGUGAGAACUCAUAUCAGAACCAUGUUAAGAGCUCCAAGCACAGGGCCCGCGAAGCACGCAUGAAGCGCGACCAUGCCGACGAUGCAUCGUCAGUCAUGAGCUCUACAUUCUCUCUGGGCGAGCCUAUCAACAAGCCCCAGCGCGUAAAUGAGGCUGAGGUGUCCAAGGUGGCGGAUACUCUCAAGAAAGCCACUAUCCAGGAGGAAGACGAGGAGGGCGAAGACGAAGAGAUGUCCGAUGACUCUUUCUCGCCUGCUCGUUGCUUGUUCUGCCCUAACGAAGCAGCGGACGUCCAGGAGAACACCGAGCACAUGCUCAAGGCCCAUGGCAUGUUCAUUCCUGAGAAGACGUAUCUGGUCGACUUGGAGGGGCUUCUCAACUAUCUUUACCGCAAGAUCAACGAAAACAGCGAAUGCACCUAUUGCCAUGUCAUCAAGAACAGCCCAGCCGCCAUCCGUACCCACAUGAAGGAUAAGGGUCACUGCAUGAUUGCCUUCGAGUCCGAGGAAGAACAGAUCGAGAUCGGCCAGUACUACGACUUCCGCAGCACUUACUCCGAUGACGAGGGCGACUGGGAGUCGACGACGAGCGAGACCCCCGAGGAAGGAGGUGUCAAAAUUGAGGGCGAGGACGAGGGCUGGGAGACGGAGACAACUGCUUCAUCCAUGGAUGAGGACGAGCUGGAUAAUCGCAAGAACGCACCUGUGGUUUACGCCACUGACUAUGAACUCCACCUUCCUUCUGGAAAGAGUGUCGGUCACCGCUCCCUUGCCAAGUACUAUCGCCAGAACCUUCACAACUACCCCUCUCCCGAUGAACGUGCGGCCCGACAGCUCGCCAUCGAAAAUGGCGAGGCUAUGGAUGUGGAUGAGAAGCCCCGUGGUCGCAACCUCAACCGAGCCCUUAUCACCCGAGCCAACGGCGGUACGGGCAUGAUCGGUGUCUCGGACACCCAGAAGCGCCUUGUGGUGGAAAGCGAGCGUAAGGAGCGCACUCGGGCCAUUCGACAAGAAAUGCGGUACACGGCUCGGGUGAACCGCGCAAGCAACAACCAAAAACACUUCCGCGAUCCUCUCCUGCAAUAAAUUUGUGCGCAUGGUCUUCCUGCAUCAUUUGAUGAGUAUAUGAUUUGGUUGAGAUCGUUUGCUUCUGCAGCCCCUUGGGUUUCUGCACUAUGUUCUGAGCAUUAUAUAUGAUGGAGUUGUGGUAGGGUACAUAAUUGUACAUACUCUGGUAUGGCAAAAGUUAGAUCGACUUAUCACCUUGAUUUGCCUGUUUGAUUGAUCAAUCCUCUGAAACAUGGCUACUCGCCACCCCCAGUCAAUCGACC